Molecule: messenger RNA, 765 nt
Organism: Diuraphis noxia (Russian wheat aphid)
Lineage: Eukaryota; Metazoa; Arthropoda; Insecta; Hemiptera; Aphididae
Source: RefSeq, a predicted model, not a curated record
AUGAAUAACAUUCUAGAAAACAAUGAAGAUUUACAUGAAGAGUUUAAAACUCUUUUGGUUAAAAUUGAACCGCACUUUGUCGCGUUAAAAUCAAAUCUCGAGAAAUUAUUAUGCCGAGAAUGGUUACACAAGUUAUUCAAGACUGGUAAACACGAAGAAUCACUUAGAAACGCUUAUCUAGCAAAGUUAAUUGAGCAACUAAAAAAAGGAGAUUUAAAAGAACCGUUUAAUAAUCUUCCAAAACACAAAUCACCUUUGUCACCCUUACCCAUACAUAAUUUGUCUAAGCAGAAUAUUAGUGUUCGUGAUAAAAAACCUAUAAAAAAAGUAGAGGAGACUUUGUUUACGGAUGUGGUAGAUGUCCACAAGACUUUAGAUGCUCCAAAAUCCACAGAAAAUCAUGUCCAUACUAAAGAAAUCAAAACGUUUGUUGACGUUAGUGAUAAUAAAUCGAUAAAAACAGAAGAGGAAACUUUGAUUACGAAUGUGGUAGAUGUUCACGAGAUUGUUAAUGCUCCCAAAUCCAUGGAAAAUCAUGUCCAUGCUAAAGAAAUCAAAACGUACGUUGACAUUUGUGAUGAUAAAUCGAUAAAAACAGAAGAGGAAACUUUGAUUACGGAUGUGGUAAAUGWUCACGAAAUUGUUGAUGCUYCAAAAUCCACGGAAAAUCAUGAACAUACUAAUGAAAUCAAAGUGAAUGCGAGUUCCAAUCAAGUAAAAGAGUUGGAUAUCAAUGAAAUUGCAGAUGAUUUUAAAAAAAUACAG